AUGCAAAUCAAAUAUUUGCUUUUAAUAAGUCUUCUGCUUGCAGUAACUAAGCAAGUGACAGUGACUAAAACCGAUACAUGUGAUGAUUGCACUUAAUUCAAAUCAUCCUUAGAUUGUAAAGCAUUUGGAUGUACUUGGACAGAUAAAACAGCCGCAGCAGCAGGAUCUUGUGCUAAAUCUACAACUCCUCCUCCUGUUACCUUUACACCAUAUUGUUCAACAAUAGAGACAGCAAAUUGUGCUAAGACAUUUGGAUGUGCCUUAGUUGAAGGAAAAUGCACUCAUUUCACAGGAUGUUCAGCCUAUGUCAAAACUACACACUCAGACUGCUAAGCCAUAUCUUACAUGUGUAUUACAAAUGGAACAACAUGCACAAAUGCACUUGAAUGUGUUGGAUAUACUAAAGAAUAAUGUGAAACUACCCCUAGCUUGAAGAGCCCAUACAAAUGUAAACUUGAUGGAGAAACAUGUAGAGACUAUAAAUGUAUUGAGGCUGAUUCAUCACUUACAACUGAUUUAGCCUGCUCAACUUGGUUAUUAGGUUGUAGAUCAACAGGCGCUGGUUGUAUUGAUUUAGUACCACCAUGUGCUAGUUAUUAAGGUACUUCAGAAACAUGCCCAAAGAUGAAGGGAUCAGAUGGAAAUUGUGAAUUUAAUGCAGAUGGUAAUGUUUGUAAAGCAAGAGUAUGCACAGGUGCAGAUACUGGACUUAACACUAAUGAGGCUUGUGCUUAAUACUAAGUUGGAUGUGUAACAACAGGAAAGGGAUGUAUUGCAACAAGAGGAGCUUGUUCAACUUAUGAUGGAAAUGCUUCAACUUGUAUUGGAUAUAUUGGUACAGAUGGAGAAUGUGCUGGUGAUGCUACAGGUACUAAAUGCAGAGCUAGAUUAUGCAGUGAAAAAACCGCAACUACUGAUGCUGAAUGUGGUACUUGGAAGACUGGAUGCAAAUCAAAUGGAAAAUAAUGUGUUGAUUCAUUAGGUGCUUGUAGCUCAUAUGAUGGAACAACAACUACAUGUGCUGGUUUGAAAGGAUCUGAUGGUAAUUGCAAAGGAACUUCAACAACAACAGCUAAAUGUGCCUUAAAAGAUUGUGUGACUGAUAGUAAUGACACAUUUAAAACAUAAGCUCAAUGUGAAGCUAUCUAAUCAAACUGUAAAACAACAGGAAAAGGAUGUGUAGCAACAUUAGCUGCAUGUUCUUCAUAUUCUUAUACAGAUGAUGGAACAUCUUGUAAUUCAUGGUAUGGAUCAGAUGGUAGAUGUAAACCUGGAACAGCUGGAAAGUGUGCAGCUAGAGUUUGUACUGAAGCUUUAACAUCAUUAACUACAAACAAAUAAUGUGAUGAUUACAAGAGUGGAUGUGUAACCACUGGAGCUGGAUGUGUUUCAACAACUGUUUGCUAAGAUACUGUUAAAUAAGUUACUUGUGAAGGAACAGGUACUUGUGGAUGGAAUUCAAUCUGUGUUUCAAAGACUAGUUGUGGUUAAUUAUUGACCAAAUCUAUUUGUGAAAGUGUCAAGAUAAGCAAUAAGCCAUGUAAAUGGGAUACAGGUACAUGCAGAAAUGCAAGAUGUGAUGAUUUUACAGCUACAGAUGAUAAUACUUGCAAUACCUUACUUGAAAAUUGUGUUACUAAUGGUACAAAAUGUGUUGAUGGUACUAAUUGUGCUGCUUAAUUUAAAGGAACAUAAUAAGCAUGUUAAGCCUUUAAAGCCAAAUGCACAAAUGAUACUAAUGCAGCUGAUACUGCUGUUUGUAAAGCAAGAACAUGUGAUGAUUCAUAUCUCACUUACGAUAAUGAUCAAGAUUGUGGUAAUUAUUUGACAGGUUGUGUGACAAAAGGAUCUGGUUGUAUUAUUGACACAGCUGUAUGUUCAAGUUAUUCUGGUACUCCAGAAUAAUGUGAUAAAUUUAAAGGAAAUAAGACUACUAGAUGUUGGAAUACAGGUGCUGCUACUGUUUCUGGUGCUUGUGUUGAUAAAUAAUGUACAUAGGCUACUAGCAUGGGAGAUGACACAGCAUGUGAAUCAUUUUUAACAGGAUGUUUAUAUGAUGGCAAUGGAAGUUGUGUAGCUAAAAGUGCUGCAUGCACAGCUUAUACAGGUACUGCCAUUACUUGCUUAAACUUUAAAGGAAGCAGUGCAGCUAAUCCAUGUUUCCAAGGUGUAGGAGGUAAGUGCAGAAAUAAAACAUGUAGUGAUGAUAUAACUAGUUAAAGUGAUGGAGAUUGCAAUACAUUUUUACCAGAUUGUGUUACUAAGGGAACUGGAUGUAUUGAUAAGACCUCUUAAUGCACUGCAUAUUCAGGAACAACUGAUAAAUGUUUAACAUUUACUGGAAAAUCAGGAGCAGAUAAAUGCACAAGAUUAGAAGCUUGCGUUUCAAAAGCUACAACAUGUGCUUCAAAAACAGGAAUAGCUGGAAAUGACGACUGUUUAUCAUAUCAUGCUGAUUGCAGAUUUAAAUUUGGAGAUACUGCUUGCAUGCAAAGUUAAACUGUUUGUACAAGUUAUACAUUGACUGGUACUGAUGAUGCUGCAAAGUAGACUUAUUGUAAUUUAAUUACAACAUCAUCAGCUGGUUCAUGUAGUUAUGAUACAGGUGUAGUAGGUACAUGUUCUGCUAGAGCAUGCAAUCUAUGGGUGAGUACAUUAACUAAUAUUACAUGUGACAAUUACAAUGGAACAGCUUCAUGUAAAUUAAAUGGUGCUUCUUAUUGUUAUGCUCCUUUAGCCUCAUGUGCUUCAUACACAAUACCAAAUAGUACAACAGAUAAAUUAGCAUGGUGUAAUGCAAUGUUCACAAAUGCAGCUACCCCAACUAAGUGUUCAUAUGAUGCAGGUGUCAGUACAACAGCAUGUUCAAAUAUAGAUAGUUGUGAAGAAAUCAUUUCUCCUACCAGUGCUGCUUAUUGUAAUAAAAUAUUAGAUGAUGGAGACUGCUAAUUUACAAAUAACAAAUGUAUUACUACUAAAAAUGCAUGUACUGGUUAUUUAUUAACUGGUAUUACUACAGGUUAAGCUGCCUAUUGCUCUGGCUUGAGAUCAGAUAAUUCGGGAACUGUUACAAAAUGUUCAUAUAUUUCUGGAACUUCUACAACUACUUGUGUUGAUGAGGUAGUAGCAACAGUUGCUAAUCCAGCCGCUAUCACUGUUGGAGCUUGUAAUACAAUUUCAUCACCAACUUCAUAAGCAGAUUGUAAUUUAGGAACUGGAAGUUGUAAAUAUUAUUCAGGAGCUUGUUAUGCCAGAGUUGCAUGUGCAAGUUAUACCGUUGUUGGUGCAGAUGCAACUGCUAAGCAAAACUUUUGUUAGAAUAUGUAUGAUAAUACGGCAAAUACUUACUGCUCUUAUAAUGCUGGAGCUUGUGCUGCUGGUAAAGCUGCUUGUACUGAUUAUUCUACUUUAGCUGGGGCAGAUGAUGCUGCUAAAACAUUAGAAUGUUCUAAACUCAGAAUAAAAACAGGAAGUGCUUGCGGCUUCACUGCAUCAGGAACUGCAUGUGCAGCUCCAGCCGAUGCUGCUGCUUCAUGCACACUUGUAACAUCUGAUAUCACUGCUGAUGCAGAUUGCGCCUUAAGAACAAUAUUAGGAUGCAAGAAACAUGCUACUAAUCCUGCUUGCAUAGCAAAUGGUGCAUGUACUGCUGCUGCGCCUACUGGUACUGGAGAUGCUUAAGUCACGAGCUGCUAAGCUUUUAUUGGUCCUGAUUCUAAAUAUUGUACAUUUACAACCGGUGCAAAUUGUGCAGUUGCUCAAAGUGCAUGCUCAGGUUAUUCAACUCUUCCAUCUGGUACUGAAUUAGCUUAUUGUUCUUUAAGAAUUAAUGAGAAUGGAUAAAGAUGUACAUGGGUUACUCCUGCUACAGCUUGUUCAGAUCCUUCCGCUACAUGUGUGAGCUACACUGGUCUUACUGGUACUGAUAUGCUAAAAUAAUGUUAAGCUAAAAACGAUUUAGCUGGAGUAAGAUGCUCAUGGAAUAUAGGUACUACUGCAUGUAUUGCUGCUCCAAAAACCUGCGCUGGUUGGAAUAGUCUUCCAACUUCAGGAUAAUUAGAAUUUUGUUAGGCCAGAAUUAAAUCAGAUGGUUUGAGUUGUUCAUGGGUUAGCGGUACUUCAUGUACCGAUGCUCCAGCUGCUUGUACAUCAUUAGCUAGUCUUCCAAAUUCAGGAGAAUUAGCUUAUUGUGUAUUAAGAAUCAAACAAGAUGGAGUAAAAUGUUCAUGGACAAGUGGUGGUAAUUGUAUAACUCAACCAACAGCAUGUACUGACUGGAGCACUCAACCAUCAUUAGAAUUUUGUUAAGCUAGAAGUAAUAUAAGUGGAAAUAGAUGUUCAUUUGUUGCGGCUGCUGCUGCAUGUUCUGAUGCUCAAGCUGCUUGUACUGGAUAUAGCACAUUACCUUCACCAGGAUAAUUAGCAUUUUGUUAAGCAAGAGUUUAAUAAGAUGGAACUAAAUGUUCAUGGACUGCUGGAGGAGCAGCUUGCAGAGCUUAUUCAUGUGAAGAUACAGCAUCUCCUUAAUCAUAAGCUGAUUGCGAUACUACUGGAACAGGAUGCACAUAUGAACCUCAACUUUAAAUUUGUUAUAAGCCAUAGACAGCAUGCACAAGUUAUACUCCAGCAGGUUCUACUGAAGCUGAUAAACUUAACUAUUGUAAUAAUCUAUUAAAUUCUGCUUCUACUCCUGUUGGAUGUACUUACAUCAAAGGAAAAGCUAGUGUUACAACAUGUUCAGUAUUAGGUGCUUGCACAAGCUAUGAUGUUUCAGAUGUAGCUGCAGCUGAUAAAUUAGCUGCUUGUUAAGGUGUAAUUCCCUCCUCUGGUUCUUGUACAUACUUUUCAGGAAACACAUGCGUUGCUGUUGCAGCCUGCUCUACAUAUACUGGAGGAAGUUCCGGAACUAUAGUGGUUGAUUGUGCAAAAUAAAAAGAUACUACUGGAUUAUUAUGUUAUGGAUCUGGUACAGCAUGUGCUGCAGCAACUUGUGAAAAUGUUACAGGAGCAACAAGUCUUGAUGAUUGUAAGAAAUACGCUACAAAUUGUGUGUACGCAGGUGGAAAAUGUUACACUACAUCUGCAACUUGUGCAUACUCUACUGGAGGAACUAAUGCAAUUUCAACAUGCAAUAGUCUAAAAAAUACUGGUGGCAAUUUCUGUACAGCUGAUGCUGAUGCUGAUGCUAAUUGCAAAGACAGAACAUGCGAUGAUACGGCAACAAAUAGUUUCUAAACUCAUGAUGAAUGUAAGACUUAUCAUUCAACUGCCAAAUAAACGGUUAAGGUUGUAUCCUUGCUUCAAAAAACAUGUGCUUAAUAAAGUGGAUAUCUUAGCUAUUGUGAAUGGGCCUUAGACACUAACAGCAAAUCAACUUGUGCCAAAGCAACUGCUGAUACCAAUAGUGCUGCUUGUACAAAGUUGACUUGUGAGUUGAAUGUUACUGCAACCAGUGAUUCAGAAUGUAUAUCAUUCAAUUCUGAUUGUUUAAAUAAAGGUUUAGGUUGUAUUCUUAAAACAGAGCCUUGCUCCUCUUACUAUGGUACAAAAACCUCAUGCUAGGCAUUUACAGGAAAUGGUAAGAAAUGCUACGGAGAUUCCACUACUACUACUAAAGCAGCUUGCAGAGAUAGAUAAUGCACUGAUAUGUCUACAGCUACCAGUGACAGCGAGUGUGAAAAUUUCUUAACAGGAUGUUUAUUCAAUGGAGUUGGUUGUGUACAUAAAAGUGCUGCUUGUAGUUCAUAUAAGGGAACCUAAGCAACUUGCUCAGGAUUUAAGGGAAGCAAUGGAACCAAAUAUUGUUGGGGAUCCAGUACAACUGUGGUUGGAAAUUGUGCUGAUAGAAAAUGCUCAGAUAAGGUUGGCACAACUGAUGCAGAAUGUUAAACGUUCUUGCCUCCUAUUGCUCCAUCAAAAGUAUAAUUAUGUAUUACUGAUGGCAAAACUUGUGUUGAUAUUGGAAAGGCCUGUUCAUUCUUUAAAGGAAAUGAUGACACAUGUUUAUUAUUCACAGCUAAUGAUGGUCCAUGCAAAGCAAGUUCUGUUUCAGCAUCUCCUGUUGCUUGUACUUCUAGAGUUUGUUAUGAAGCUCCAAACACAUAUACAACAGAUGAUUAAUGUUCGAAAUAUCACCCAUCAUGUAAAACAACAGGUAGAGGAUGUAAGAGCACUGUUGGAUGUGGAGAAUUAACUUCUUAAGCUUCAUGCACAGCAAAUACAUCAUGUCAAUGGGCAGGAUAAUGCAGAACUUUACCAGCUACAUGUGGUGCAUUGACUACAUAUGGUCAAGCUAUUUGUACAAAUACACCUUUAUCAACUGGAAAGAAAUGUGCUUGGUAUAAUGGUUCUUCUUCCAAUGUUUGCAGAGAUUUCGUAUGCGCAGAUUAUGAUGGAUCAAUUGCAACUCACAAGGAUUGCAAUGACAAAGAUACAACAUGUACAACUAGCGGUGCUGGUUGUGUAACCUUGGGAGUAUGCUCAUCCUAUAGAUCUAAAUCUGUUUGUGAAGCUGCAAACACAACUGAAACUUCAGUUAGAUGCACUUGGAAUUCUACAACUGCAGCUUGUAGAUAAAGAUAAUGUGCAGAUGGAGUUUUUACCACUGAUGAUGCUUGCAACACAUGGCUUACUGGAUGUAAAACUUCAGGAACAGCUUGUGUAGGACCAAACUUUGGAUGUGAUGUGUUUACAGGAAAUCCUAAACUUUGUUUGAAGAAUAGCGCUAAAAAUCCAUGUUUAUAUGUUAAUGGAAUUUGCUAUGAUUAUGACAAUUGUACAGAUGUUAGUUCUUCAACUUACUCAUUCUGCUAAUCCUUCUCUAAAUAAUGUGUGCCAACAAAUACAACUUGCAGAGCUAUUACUCAAUGCGAUAAAUAUGAAGAUAUCAACUCAUGCACCAUUGGUAUUAAUAAUACUGUAUGUGGAUGGCUACCUGAAAAUAAAUGCAAAGAAUACACAGUAUGCAGUGAUGCAGCAGGUACUGUCUUAUCAGCUUGUACCAGUUGGGGUUCUACAUGUGUUUCAGAUGGAACCAAAUGUGUCGAUAAAGGAACUUGUGCUUCAUAUUUAACCACUUAAGCUUGUGAUAAUGCAGGUACUGAUGGAUCAUGUUAAUGGACUGGAACUGCUUGCAGAUUGAGAGAAUGUACAGAUAAGGUUGCUACAACUGAUGCUGAAUGUUUAGCUUAUACUGUUAAGAGUGGAAUCUGUACAACUGAUGGAGCUAAAUGUGUUCCUAGAGCUACAUGUUCUUCAUAUUUAACUGAAGCAGCUUGCACAAUCGGAUAAGAUGGAAUUCCAUGUGUUUAUGAUUUACCAGUUGGUGCUACUACAGGAACUAAAUCAUGUAGACCUAAGGAAUGCACAGACAUCAAAGGAACUACUAAUGAUGCUUGUGUAUCAAUGAUUCCAAACAAGGCUUGUGUUUCUAAUGGAGUUAAUUGUGUUAAAUAAGAUACAUGUGCCAAUUAUAAGAAUAGAUUAUCAUGCAAAGCAGGAGGUUCAGAUGGAAAAUGCGCAUUUACUCCAGCACCAACUACUGCAGAUCCAAAUAAUGGAACAUGUGUAUCAUUCAAAUCAUGUGAAAAUGCCAAUAGUGAUUAAGAUGCUUGUGUUACUAAACCAAAAGCAUGCAAAUGGUAAUCAACUACAACUGGAACUACCACUACUACUAAAUGUUCAUCAAUGGAUUGCCCUGGAGUUGCUUCUGGUACAACUUGCAACCCAUUCCAAAGUUUCGAUGGAACUUCAAGCACAAUUUGUGUUUUGGUCAAUAAUGUAUGUUCAGUUAGCGAUCCAUCAACCCUUACAGCAGAAUAAUGCUAUAAACCAACAACUGUUUACACAUACACUUGGAAUGAAUCCACUAAUAAAUGUGUUUCAUGCAAAGCUCCAACUAAUAAUAACAAUAACUCAACCAAUCCAAACACUACAGACCCAGACACUAAUACUGAUGAUAAUGGAUACAUCUUAGGUGUUACAAUUCCAUUGGCUAUAUUGGGAAUCUUUGUUUGA
Molecule: messenger RNA, 8016 nt
Organism: Paramecium tetraurelia
Lineage: Eukaryota; Ciliophora; Oligohymenophorea; Peniculida; Parameciidae
Exons: 1
Source: RefSeq, a predicted model, not a curated record